AUGGCUGCCGAGGUCCCUUCACAGGCACCUCAGACCUAUGGGUUCUCCCUGUAUCCAGAAUUGCCCCAGUCUGGAUCUGACUUGAUACCCCUGCCGCAGCGCGUCAAUGGCCCAAAGUUGAAGCCAUUUGAUUUCCAGGGCCCUCAACAAAUAGAAUUCCUAGACCAUCUUGGGCAAGGCUUGCAUUCGGAGGUUAUCAAGGUCAGGAUUUUGGGGCAGAUAUACGCGCUAAAACUCUUCUCGUUCUCACACGAGUACGACUGGAUGGGUCCCGCACUCUCUGGUCGGUACAACAAAGAGAACCGUAUGGAAGCAAUCGUUUUCUACGAGUACCUGGAUCCGUUCAACAACGAAUGCCGUGCUUUUGGCCGCCUCCACGAGUCCGGCCACUCUGAGCUGGCUGUCGAGUGUUACGGCUAUGUGCUCCUCGACGAGGAUCAUGAACGCACCCUGAGGGACCGCUUCCCCGACCGCAAGCUAGAUUGGAUUUUCCAAGACGACUCUGGAAGUCGGCGCCAAGAGUUCCUGACAAAAGACGGCAAGCCACCUCCGAUCCGAGCCAUUGUAAAGGAGUUUGGAAGUGGCGUGGACAAGUUGCGGGACCGGCAAUUGAGAAAGACCCUCAAGGAUACUAUUCAAUUGCAGCAGCUUGGUAUGAUCGGAAUCGAUGUGGCCGAGCGACAAUUAAUCAACGGAAAGCUCUGCGACUUCAGCACCACCAUGACCACCCCCCAUUUUGUCAUGAAUAUGGAGAUGCACCCACAUCUGACCCCCCUUGGGAAAGCUAGGAUGGAGUUUGAUCUUUUCUGGUACAGCAUGUACGACUACAUGGUCUUUGACGAAAUGGUUGACGAAUGGAAUGAGGAGCACAGGCUCCAGAAGGACCAAGUCUCAGUCAGGGCACUACCCCAGUUGUAUGGCUCCGACUCUUGGACCUACAAUCUAAGAAAGACGGCAUCUAGGGAGCGUGUCUUUACCCAUGUUGACCCAAGGCUCUACGACUGGAGGGCACCUGCCCGUGAUAGGGAUGAGAGCUCGUCUGGGGGACAAGCCAAUGGUCGGAGCUCAAAGGGUAGUGGCUCUGGUAGGUCUGUCGCAAAGGUCUCCAAGUCACGCCGACGAUUCAAAAAGCCACCUCGAUGGUACUAUGAGGGGAGCGAGGAGCACAUGGCUAAACUGAGACGGUCAAGGAAUCGCGACACCUACUUCGAUUGGGAAUUCAAAAACGGUUUCUUUAUUCCAACGAUGGGACUACGUUACGAGUAG
Molecule: messenger RNA, 1266 nt
Organism: Clonostachys byssicola
Lineage: Eukaryota; Fungi; Ascomycota; Sordariomycetes; Hypocreales; Bionectriaceae
Source: the annotation of a GenBank genome assembly